AGUAACUACUAACAGAAAUCCAAAACAAAUCUUCCACAAUCUACGUAGUCUUCUCCCUUAUAAAAAGGAACCCUUCUUUCUCUAAUAUAUAGUCCUCGAUCCUCUGAUUGAUUUGAUCUCCAAGCAAUUUUAAACUAGCAGUAAUUAUUUAACAAUGGCCAAGUCUAGUAUUAUCAUCCUCGCUUCAGCCCUUUGCUUCUUGUCCUUCAUCAACAACGCUUACAGCGAAGACAAGACAACACUCCAGAUUGAAGGCGUAGUCUUUUGUGACAGCUGCCGCAUCCAGUUCAUCACCAGAAUCAGCGAGCUUAUACAAGGUGCAAAGGUGAAGUUGGAAUGCAAGGACCGCGAAAGUGGUAGCAUAACAUACAGCAAGGAGGCCGAGACCAACGAGCAAGGAAGGUACUCAAUUGAAGUGGAUAGUGACCAUGAGGAGGAGGAUUGCGAGGUCGUCCUGGUGAGCAGCCCCAACGAGGACUGCAACGAGAUUAACCACGACUUACACCAACAGACCAGCGCGAGGAUUAGUCUCACAAAACACAAUGGAAUUGCCGGACCGGUGCGCAUUCCGAACCCUCUUGGCUUCAUGAAGAAGGAAGCUGCUCCUGAGUGCCCUGAGGUGCUCAAGGAGCUUGGACUCACCCCGGAUGGCGACAUCGAAUAAGUUGUUAUCAGUCGAUCAUUUCUUACAUUAUGAAUAAGUGUACAGAUUUAAGCUCCAUGUGAUUUAUGUGUCGUUUACACACUUCGGAUUAUAUUCUUCUGAAGAAAUGAUAAUAAGCUCAUUAUCAAGA
Rosa rugosa (rugosa rose) is the source of this 794-nucleotide messenger RNA. RefSeq names its product olee1-like protein. The transcript has 2 exons. The record is from RefSeq and is a predicted model, not a curated record. Lineage: Eukaryota; Viridiplantae; Streptophyta; Magnoliopsida; Rosales; Rosaceae. Bases 155 to 664 code for a protein of 169 amino acids.